AUGUCUUUCCUUCAUCUUGCUGCUCGUGGUGUUUCGCAUGCCCGCUUUCAUAGGGCAACAGCGAUGCUUCCUCACCCGCCCAGCCGAAUCUUGCAACAUGCCGCGUACUCUGCAUCCGCUGGUCUGUCAAAAACCGAAAUCACGGCGCGGGUCGUGGACGUAUUGAAAGGGUUCGAAAAGGUAGACCCUACGAAGCUCUCGGAGAGCUCAAGAUUUUCCGAAGACCUUGGCCUUGAUAGCUUGGACGCAGUCGAGGUUGUCAUGGCUGUGGAAGAGGAAUUUGCCAUCGAGAUUCCAGACGAGGAAGCGGACGAAAUCAAAACUGUGCAGCAAGCCAUUGACUACAUCGCCAAAACACCAGAAGGGCCCCUGUACGACCCGCGCACGUCGACGUUGCACUUCGUAGAUAUUGAGCAAAACAAGGUCUACCACCUCAAUAUUAUCACCUUAGACUUCGUCGUGGAUACGUUCGAGGAUCCGGUAACCUCACUUGCUCUGCGGAGAAACGGGAAGGGGUUGGCAUGCACAACCUCGAAAGGGUUCGCGCUCAUUGAGGGCAACUCCACCUUGCACUACCUUUGUCAGCCUUUACCUUCAAGUCAUCAGCCUCAUACUCGGUUCAAUGAUGGUGCAUGCGACUACAAAGGGCGUUAUAUCGCAGGCACGCUGUACUCGCCGCGGUAUGACGUACCUGGUCAGCUGUACAUGUACGACCCUGAAACCAAUUUAUGCGACGUUAUCGAUCAAGGCCCAUUUACGGAUUCCAAUGGUUUAGGCUGGAGUGAGGACGGCAAGACCAUGUAUUUCACAGACUCGCUAGUGAACAAGAUAUAUGCCUACGACUACGAGGACGGGAGAUUGUCCGGUAGACGUGUAUUUGUUGACUCGACUGCUCACGGCUUGCCCGAGGGGACAUUCCCCGAUGGCCUGUGCUUCGAUAGCGCAGGGGGCUUAUGGUCAGCAAGGAACUUGGUCACGUCGCUGUUCGAACAUGAACAAAUCAAGACUACCCUCCCCAAGGCGAGGGAUACCGCCAGACUUGCAGAAAAGAUCAUCACUAUGGGCAAGAAGGGCGACCUACCCGCUUUCAGACGCGCUAACGCGUUCCUCUUGAAGCCUUCUUUAGUACCCAAGGUAUUCGGCUCGUUUGCUCAGCGAUACGCAAGCCGCCCCGGGGGCUACACGAGGAUCCACAAGUUUGGUAACCGUCCAGGCGACAACGCCCCUCACGCGAUCUUGGAGCUGGUUGAUAACCCACGAGAUCUGCGUUUUGAAAUGACAGCUCGUACUGUGGGAUGGGAACUGGUAGGAAGGCGGUUAGGGAACGAUGGUCCUCGCGCUCUUGCAAGCACUGGGAUCACUGGCCUAGAGAAGACUGUGAUGCAUGAGAGAGCACUGCAACCUGAUGAGCGGGGUCAGUUGCGGCCGAAGACAAGGUGGAACUUGCAGAAAGUCCUCCGCUUCAGGAAUGAGGAUUCGGCGUCCGAGUUGGCUGUGAAAGCAGGAGAUCAUGCUGACACCCUGCUUGCGAAGUCACUUUCAGCUAUGAAUAAGGAAGCUGAGAAAGAGAGCGACGAUACACCUUAUGCAGGUUUGAAGGGACUCCGACUGAAGGCAGGCCAGACGCUGCCUGGCGGUGCGCGGAGUGCGCUCCAUAUAGCGCAGGGUGUCCUCGGGAAAGAGCCAACCGGUCGUCUGAGAUGGUUUGAGAGGAGAAGGCUAGGCGUAGACAAGACUGACAUAUGGGAACGAGCUUGA
Messenger RNA from Fibroporia radiculosa, 1758 nucleotides. RefSeq lists its product as uncharacterized. Lineage: Eukaryota; Fungi; Basidiomycota; Agaricomycetes; Polyporales; Fibroporiaceae. Gene Ontology annotation, biological process: fatty acid biosynthetic process; L-ascorbic acid biosynthetic process; translation. Gene Ontology annotation, cellular component: ribosome. Gene Ontology annotation, molecular function: structural constituent of ribosome; calcium ion binding; gluconolactonase activity. The transcript is spliced from 12 exons. The coding region runs from base 1 to 1758 and encodes 585 amino acids. The record is from RefSeq and is a predicted model, not a curated record.